AUGGGGCCUCCUCUUUACCACCUAUCAGAUUUGGCCCUUCCCUCCUACCAAGGAGACCGCUGGUAACAUUCACAUUUUUACAUGGAAUUUUUCGAAAUAAAGGGGGCGGUAUAGGAUUCGAACCCCCGAUAUCACUGCUAAGACCCUCCGACUCGCCCACUCGAGCCGCUUAGCCCUUCUUUUAAAAUUGGUGCAAAAGGUGCAUCAUGCUUAGGUUCUGGUUUAGCAAAUUGCAUUAAUCUAUCAAAUUUGACACUUUAACUUGAGGACAAUUAAAGUGGUGAUGAAGGAACAUCAGGCUUAGUUUCUGGUUUAGCAAAUUGCAUUAAUCUCUAAAAUUUGACACUUAAUCUUUGUGGCAAUAUAAUUGGUGCAAAGGGUGCAUCAGGCUUAGGUUCCUUUUUAGCAAAUUGCAUUUAUCUCUCAAAUUUGACACUUUAACUUUAUAGAAAUUAAAUUUGUGCAAUGAGUGGAUUAAGCUUAGGUUUUGGUUUAGCAAAUUGCAUUAAUCUCUCAAAUUUGACACUUAAUCUUUGGUACAAUUAAAUUGGUGGUUAAGGAGCAUCAGGCUUAGGUUCUGCUUUAGCAAAUUGCAUUAAUCUCUCAAAUUUGGCACUUGACCUUAGGGACAAUUAAAUUGGUGAUGAAGGAACAUCAGGCUUAGGCUCUGGUUUAGCAAAUUGCAUUAAUCUCUCAAAUUUGACACUUCUUCUGAAUAACAAUUAAAUUAGUGAAAUGGGUGCAUCAGGCUUAAGCUCUGCUUUAGCAAAUUGCAACAAUCUUACAAAUUUGGCACUUUACCUUUUUUUGAAUGAAAUUGGUAACAAAGGUGCAUUAAGCUUAGGUUCUGCUCUAGCAAAUUGCAUUAAUCUCUCAAAUUUGACACUUGAUUUUCGUCACAAUCAAAUUAGUGAAAAAGGUUCAUUAGAAUUAUGUUCUACUUUAGCAAAUUGCAUUAAUCUCUCAAGUUUGAGACUUGAUCUUCACUCAAACAAAAUGACAGAUUAAGAAGUCACUGCUCUUACCUCUGUUUUAGCAAAUUGCCUUAAUCUUUCAAAUUUGACUCUUUUCUUGAGAAAUAAUUAAAUUGGCGAUUAGGGUGCUAAGUAAUUAGGCAAUGCUUUAGCAGAGUGUUCUAAUCUCUCUACUUUGUAACUCUUAUUAAAUGAAAAUCAAAUAACUGAAUAGGGUGCAACAGAUAUAAGCUAUGCUUUAGGAAGAUGUGAUAAAUUGUAAAACUUGACAUUUUAAAUGAAGUAAAAAGAAAUUGGGGAUUUAGGUAUAUCAAAUUUGGCCUCAGGAUUUAAAAAUUGCAUUAGUCUUUCGAAUUUGUAACUUUAACUUAAUGGUUUAAGUGACAAAAGCGCGUAAAUUCUAGGAGCUGAAUUAGCAAAGUGUACUAAUCUAUUUCGUUUAAGUCUCUAGUUUUUAAAAGAAGGUUAAAUCGAAAAAUAUUGUGCUAAAUAUUUGGUUUCUGGUUUAGCAAAUAGCCCUAGUCUCUCUACUCUCGUCAUCAUUUUUGACCUUUGCAAUAUUGAAGAUGAAGUUGCUCAAAGCUUAGGUACAGGCUUAGAAAAAUGCACAAAUCUCUCAAGUUUGGAACUUUUACUAGAAUGGAAUAGAAUUGGACCAAUAGGUGCAUAAUCUUUGAGUUCUGCCUUAGCAAAGUGCAGUAAUCUCAGAAAUUUAAGAAUUAAGCUAAAUAGCAAUAAAAUUACUAAUAAGGGCGCAUUAGCUUUGAGUAAUUCUUUUAUUAACUGCACGAAUCUCUCCAAACUCGUGCUUUAACUUAGUUCCAAUUAAAUUGGUAAUGAAGGUUCAAAAAGUCUGUGUACUAAUUUAGCUAAAUGCACUAAUCUCUAAAGUUUGAAUAUCAACCUAAAAUAUAAUUAAAUUGGCAAUUUAGGUGUAUCUAGUUUAGGCUCUGCUCUUGUUAAAUUGAUGAAUCUUUCAACUUUGUAAAUAAAUCUUAGCUUUAACUAAAUUAGUGGAGAAGGUAUAUCUAGCUUAGGAAUUGCUUUAUCUAAGUGUGCUAAACUCUCAACAUUGAGUCUUGGUCUCUAUUGUAAUAAAAUGGUUUAACAUGGUGUAUCUGAUUUAAGUUCUUCUUUAGCUAAAUAUCCUUCUCUUUCAUAUUUAGAUUUGAGCCUUUCGUAUAAAUGUUUUUUUAUUGAUUUUAACUCUAUUAAUUGA
Molecule: messenger RNA, 2193 nt
Organism: Tetrahymena thermophila SB210
Lineage: Eukaryota; Ciliophora; Oligohymenophorea; Hymenostomatida; Tetrahymenidae
Exons: 22
Biological process (GO): nucleocytoplasmic transport; activation of GTPase activity
Cellular component (GO): cytosol; perinuclear region of cytoplasm; nucleus
Molecular function (GO): small GTPase binding; GTPase activator activity
Source: RefSeq, a predicted model, not a curated record